Messenger RNA from Porites evermanni, 4361 nucleotides. The record is from the annotation of a GenBank genome assembly. NCBI's taxonomy places the organism in Eukaryota, Metazoa, Cnidaria, Anthozoa, Scleractinia, Poritidae.
AUAUUUCGAGCUGGGGCUACCUGUGGAGAGAGACGUCUGGGUACGAGGCAGAAGGAAAAUCAUCGAACUUAACUAAUGAUAAAUCCUCGUUCCCCGUGAAGCCUGAAUAAUGGACAAUGAUUUAACUGGAGGGCAGUUAACACUAACACGACCCUAUGUUGAUAAACAAGGUGCGAUCAAACUUGCAGAUUUAUUGUUUGGUCUUCGUAUUUCCGACCUUUCACAUGCCAAGGAGUUUGUCAGUUACGACGACCGAAAUUUCUAUUUGAAAGGUGUUUUGCUUAGCCAGGAGAACAAACAAGGGAAUUUCAGUGAAGAUGAAUUCGUGUUGAAGAUAUUAAACGACGUCGAUUCACAAAACAUUUCAUACGUUAAUGCACAAAACACGCUUUUGCUUCAUUUGAAAGAACAUGGCUUUGUUUGCCCAGUUCCAGUGAAGUCCUUAAGUGGUGAACUCACAAUGGAAUGCCAGUUGUCCUCUUAUGGUUUAAGUGGUAGUAAAGAAAACCCCAAAAUACAGGAGAUCCCACGGGAAAUUAACGCCGUUCGACUUCUGAGCUACGUGCCCGGGAAGCUUCUGAAAGAUGUUCGUUGCACGAAUGAUCUCCUCUUCAAUCUGGGUCGUUACAUCGCGAAGAUGAAUAAAGCUUUGCAGGUAAAAUACUUUUUUAUACGCAGUGCGGUUCGCUAUAAAGUUUUGCGUCGAUCAAAUUGAAACUUCAACAUCCCUCUCGCCACAAAGUGGUGUUUUUUCACACCCCGGGGGACUGUUUGGCAAUUAUUUCUCGAGCGCGAAUGGGCUCUGAGUGAAUAGCCCGUGAGGCCGAAGACCUCAAUAAUGGCCCUAUUUAAUAGGAUAUUUUGCUAAAACAAUAAGCCAUUUGCACUAAUAGGUUAUUGCCUUAGAAAAACGAUUAGUGGGUCAUAUCUUAAAUUAAAUAAUAUUGAUUUGGUUUUUCAAAUCAUUCUGAGAAACGUAUCGCUCCAAUUCACAGGAAUUGUUUACCUUCAUUUGCAUUAAUUUGUACUCUUCGCUUGCAAAAACGUGGCUUUCAAUACGAAACAGGAUAUCUCCCGGGCUUUAAGUUUUCCUCGUGUGCUCUUUACAUUUUCCUUCUGAAUCCGAUUGACUGCAAACAAAAUAGCCUCGAUCCGAGAGACAAACUUGAAAUCAAGGCAAAUGCAGUGAUAAACUUACAUACUGAUACAAACAUAUUUACAUCCAAGAUAGCUCAAAAGCGGAUAGCAUAUGGUCACGUACGCGACUGAAUUAGUGUGCUGCGAAGCCUGGUGUCUUUGCAGCAAUAAGGCUGGUUACCGGCUCAAAGUGGUGUUGUGUUCACACCUCAGGUACCCAAUAUGAAACUGAGUGCAUGUCUGCCCCAUUUUGCCUUGUCAAAGGCUACUUCGAAAUGUGACUAAUUUGUAUUCAAAGGAGUGGAUUGGUUUUAAGCAGAAACACGGACAUUCAGGUCCCUAGUGCUAGUCCAAAUUGUGGUAUGGGUAUUUGAAGAAAGGAUGUGUUCACAUUAGUGCCUAGUGAGUAAAGACAUGCCUGGGAACCUUGUGUGAACUACAUGUUUCAUUGAACUGUUAAGUGUCUAUUUGUAUUGCUAAUAGCAUAAUUUGUAGUGAUAUUUGGCAUAAAAACCACGAGUGAUAUUUCAAAAUUGUUAUACAAAAUUAUAAAUUUGAAACAAUUUUGAAAUAUCACAAGUGCUAUUUAUGCCAAAUAUCACAUGCAAAUCGUGCUAUUAUUUGUUUAUACUACUACCCACACAAGGUUUGUCAUUUUCACAUGUAGGUAUUUCAAAUUAAGCUGAAAUGCCACUGCUCUAAGCCAACCAAACUGCAGAAAUUUCUAACGUAGCAGUAUAAACAGUGGAACCUCAAUAUAACAAAGGGCCAAGGGACUGACAAAAUUUGUUUGCUAUAAAGAGGUUUUAUUAUAUCAAGGUUCUUUUUCAUAUGUUUUACUAUUACAGGGGUAAUGAAAGUCAUUCAUUAUACCAAGGACUUAGUUAUAUAGAGGUUCGUUAUAUCGAGGUUCCACUAUACAUGGUUGCUACAUGUCAGGAAAUGGUCAGCCAAAACAAUUCUUCAAGGUCAGGGAAAAGUCAGGGAAUUUCACUUUCUUGUCAGAGAAAAUUUAAAUAUUUGAAAGAGGUCUGUCGUGGAAAAGUGAAAUUUUAAGAGUACAUCUUUUCCCGCCAAUGUUAUUUUGUUCUAACACUUAAAAUUCUGAAAAUGAAGAAAUGAUCGCCGCAGUGAACACAAUUUAUGCAAUUGCAUAAAGAAGCCUGAAAAAAAAAAAUUCAGGACUUCAACGGGGUUUGAACCCGUGACCUCGCGAUACCGGUGCGAUGCCCUACCAACUGAGCUAUGGAGCCACUGAUGUUGGGAGCAGGUCAAUUGCUGGUUCAUAUGUUCCCGUGAAAGAAAUGAGUGUUAAUGAUAUAUGAAAUAAAUCAUAUAUGAACUGUGGAAAUGAAAUGAAAAUGAACAAAUGAUCGUUGCAGUGAACACAAUUUAUGCAAUUGCAUAAAGAAGCCUGAGAAAAAAAAAUUCACGACUUCAACAGGCUUUGAAUCCGUGACCUCGCGAUUUUUUAGGCUUCUUUACACAAUUGCAUAUAAAAUUGCAUUCACUGUGACGAUCAUUUCUUCAUUUUCAUUUCAUUUCCACAGUUCAUAUGAUUUAUUUCAUAUAUCAUUAACACUCAUUUCUUUCACAGGAACAUAUGAACCCACAAUUGACCUGCUCUUAACGUCAGUGACUUCAUAGCUCAGUUGGUAGAGCAUCCUACUGGUAUCGCGAGGUCACGGGUUCAUACCCCGUUGAAGUCCUGAAUUUUUUUCAGGCAUCUUUACACAAUUGCAUAAAUUGCGUCCACUGCGACGAUCAUUUCUUCAUUUUCAUUUCAUUUCCACAGUUCAUAUAUGAUUUAUUUCAUAUAUCAUUAACACUUAAAAUUCUUUUGUACAUUUUAUGAAAAUAAAUCAUGAUGUAUUGUUAGUUUAUUGUUCAUGAAAUUGAACAAAAAGUCAUGUUAAAGAACUUUCAAUUCAUAUACACUGUAAAUAACUUGCUGAAAGCAUAAAUAAAUGGGUGGAAGGGAUGGCUGUAAGGAAAGGGUUGAGUCCAUUGUCAGGACUAAUUGAUAAACUGUUUAUUCAGUUGGUCGGGGAAAUGUUACAUUUCUUAGGAAGUCAGGGAAAAAUCUAGGGAUUUUCAGAAACCUCUCACCGUGGCAACCAUGAUUUAGUGUCUGUACAUGCAACAAAAAUGCAAUAGAAAUGGUUGUUGCAUCAUUCAAUAAAUUUUCCAAAGAUUUUACAUUUUAAUGAUGGGCACUCAAAAGGUUUUUUCUUUCUAGUCGGUUGAAACCUGAGGUUUUUUUUUUUGGAUGUCAAUCAAGUGCUAUCAUGGUUUUUCCCACCCUCUGCUUGUGAAAGUUCUCUCAUAUUGUUCUUCUCAAAGAACAAAGACAAAGAGCUCAGGAUUCUCUCUGAUAGCAUGAUGAAUGAUAAGAAGUUCUACGAGUUAACACUGAAAACAGUCUUAUUUCAAAGGACAACUUUUUUUGUUGUUCAAUACUACAGAAAGUUAUUCAUGACAAACCCGUUCACUUCAAGCAUGCCUUUAGGACCCUUUAGAUUAUAGUCAUUUUAUACCACUUUUGCCUUCUACUGUAUAGUGAUAAAAUGUUUGACUAAUGCAAGGUUUGUGGUUUCAUCCAGAGUUUUCAACAUGCGGGCCUUAGUGAUCUAGUGAAACAAGAAUGGGACUUGGCUCAGUUAACUAACCUUGAAAGCUACAUAUCUGUUGCAAGCCAGGGUGUUAAAGACUCAAAACCACUUCAAGAUGUCUUCAACAUAUUUGUCAAUAGAGUCAUUCCAAAGCUUGUUAAUCUAGAUAAACAUGUCAUCCAUGGUGACCUCAAUGAUGAGAACAUACUGGUCGCUCCUAGUCAGCGUGGUGAUAUUCAUGAAAUAGCAGGUAUAAUUGAUUUUGGGGAUACCUCAGAUUCCUACAGAGUGUUUGAAGUUGCCAUAUGUAUGAUGUACAUGAUAAUGCUCCGAGUGCAACAAGGUGAUACGCAUCAAGAAGCAAUCAGAUCUGCCGGCCACUUGUUGAGAGGUUAUCAAAGCGUUUACAGCCUCUCUCACUCUGAACUUGACCUCUUGUAUUGGUCAGUUGCUGCUAGGUUCCUUCAGUCUUGUGUAAUAGGAAUAUAUAAACAAACUCUUGAACCAGAGAAUGUAUACUUGAGCCAAACUUAUCACUUAGGAUUUAAAGUUCUUUCUUCGUACAUUGCCUCUUCAGAAGAAGAAACGCUUAAUUCUUGGUUUUCAACUUAA